GGCAGAGGUGGCAUCUUUCUUCCGCCCCCUCCUUGUCCCUAAGUUCCUACCCUCCGAGAAUCGCCCACGACCUUCACCCUCGUCCAUUUCUCCCUCUCCUCUCCGCGCCAGUGCCCCCGAAUCCUAAUCGCUCCACUCGUGGCGCCCCCCGCGUUUCUCCUCUUCGCCGCAAACCCCGCGACCUCCAGCAGCCCGCCCGCACGGGCCCGAUCCUGCCUGGCAGCUCCCGCCGCAACCUCCUCAGCCUUCCCGCUCUCUCGGAGCUCGCGCCACUACACCCUCGGGGGUCUCCCCUCGAGCUUCCCGGUUCCCUCUUCUUCCCACCCCCUCGGAGCCCCCUCCCCGGCCUUGGCUGGCCGGCAUGCAGGUGUCUAUCGCAUGUACUGAGCAGAACCUUCGCAGCCGGAGCAGUGAGGACCGUCUGUGUGGACCCCGGCCGGGCCCCGGGGGCGGUAACGGCGGGCCGGUCGGCGCGGGGCAUGGGAACCCUCCAGGGGGAGGAGGGUCGGGCCCUAAGGCCCGGGCCGCCGUGGUCCCCCGACCCCCAGCGCCUGCUGGGGCCCUCCGAGAGAGCACCGGCCGAGGCACUGGCAUGAAAUACAGGAACCUAGGAAAGUCUGGUCUUCGGGUAUCCUGCCUUGGCCUAGGUACCUGGGUCACAUUUGGUUCUCAGAUCUCAGAUGAGACAGCAGAGGAUGUGCUGACAGUAGCCUAUGAGCACGGUGUAAACCUGUUUGAUACCGCCGAAGUGUAUGCAGCAGGAAAGGCUGAAAGAACCCUAGGAAACAUCCUCAAGAGCAAAGGUUGGAGGAGAUCAAGCUAUGUCAUCACUACCAAGAUUUUUUGGGGAGGACAGGGAGAAACCGAGCGAGGCUUGAGCCGCAAACACAUCAUUGAAGGCUUGCGAGGAUCCCUGGAGCGCCUCCAGCUGGGAUAUGUGGACAUCGUCUUUGCCAAUCGUUUGGACCCCAACAGUCCCAUGGAGGAGAUUGUGCGAGCCAUGACCUACGUCAUCAACCAGGGCCUGGCCCUAUACUGGGGGACAUCCCGAUGGGGGGCUGCAGAAAUCAUGGAGGCCUACUCCAUGGCCAGACAGUUCAAUCUGAUCCCUCCAGUGUGUGAACAAGCUGAGCACCAUCUGUUUCAGAGAGAGAAGGUGGAGAUGCAGCUGCCAGAGCUCUACCACAAGAUUGGUGUUGGCUCAGUCACCUGGUCCCCUCUGGCCUGUGGCCUCAUCACUAGCAAGUAUGAUGGGCGAGUCCCAGAUACCUGCAGGGUCACCAUCAAGGGCUACCAGUGGCACAAAGACAAAGUGCAAAGUGAGGAUGGCAAGAAACAACAAGCCAAAGUCAUGGACCUUCUCCCCAUCGCUCACCAGCUGGGCUGCACUGUGGCGCAGCUUGCUAUUGCGUGGUGUCUCCGCAGUGAGGGGGUCAGCUCGGUCUUGCUGGGGGUGUCCAGUGUGGAGCAGCUGGUGGAGCACCUGGGCGCCCUGCAGGUGCUGAGUCAGCUGACCCCGCAGACGGUGAUGGAGAUAGACGGACUCCUAGGCAACAAGCCGCAUCCCAAGAAGUAGUCCACCAGGGACGCAGGAACCCAAUCCCUGAGCCGCUGCAUCCCCCAGAAACGCGUCCCCGCCUCUGCCUCCCUCCCGCUCCGGAUCCCUCCACGCAGCGGCCGAGACAGGGCGGCCCCGCCCACUAGCGAGUUCCAGCUUUGAGUAGCGAUAGCAUGAACAAAGCCAUAUCCUCCCGCAGUGGGGCUUGAGAGGGAAAGUAGUCCGCCGCCCCCUGCUACGUCCACCUAGGCCUUUCUGCUAAUCCUGGGCAUGAGCUACUGGGCCGUCACCUCUCUGCGACUUGGUCUCGCUCCUUCUCUCUUCCCCUAAUUGCCGAGGUCCAGGGAAAAACAAAAAGGCAUAUACAAGACCCAUUGCAGAGUACCUCGAAAGCGGCCCUUGAAAUGUCAUCAAGGAGUUGUGAGUUCUAAUAAGAAGCGAGUUGUGGUGUCACCUGGAAAAAAGGAAAUGGGACUCUUAAAUUCUUUACAAAGGAAGCCAGGCUGGUCCUGGCAGGAAGUAAAUGAUGACUUUUGGGAAACCGGGACCCUGCCUCAGCCAGGAGGUGGAGAAGGGCGUAAAACUAGAAUUCGUAUUGAUGCUUUGUUCUUGGGGAGAAGGGUAGAGUGGGGAGUGCAGUAGCAAAGCACCGGUGAGGGAAAUUUGAUGGCCAGUGUAUACAGUAUCCUGGCGGAAGUGGCCAGGGAAGACCUUGGAAAGCACACUGGGCCUCACUUCGCAGAAAACAGUGACAGCCUUUAGGUCACGUCAGGGAAAUGGGGCCAACAUAAAAGGUCUGGGGAUAAACCUUUGAGCCUUGAGCAGGACUUCCUACCUGGCAGGGGAAGACUGUGUCUUCCUCCUGGCAAUAAUCUUAAAGCAAUAAUGAUGGCCCCUCUUGUGCAAGACUUCCCAGGGAACUGUAAAUAAAAUCUCAGCUUGAUCAU
Molecule: messenger RNA, 2505 nt
Organism: Odocoileus virginianus texanus
Lineage: Eukaryota; Metazoa; Chordata; Mammalia; Artiodactyla; Cervidae
Gene: KCNAB3
Product: potassium voltage-gated channel subfamily A regulatory beta subunit 3
Biological process (GO): regulation of potassium ion transmembrane transport; potassium ion transport
Cellular component (GO): voltage-gated potassium channel complex; membrane; cytoplasm
Molecular function (GO): transmembrane transporter binding; voltage-gated potassium channel activity; potassium channel regulator activity
Source: RefSeq, a predicted model, not a curated record